Messenger RNA from Aspergillus wentii DTO 134E9, 1731 nucleotides. RefSeq names its product DUF4246 domain-containing protein. The transcript has 6 exons. Lineage: Eukaryota; Fungi; Ascomycota; Eurotiomycetes; Eurotiales; Aspergillaceae. The coding region runs from base 1 to 1731 and encodes 576 amino acids. The record is from RefSeq and is a predicted model, not a curated record.
AUGGAAGCGGCCAAUUCUCAACAGACCAAGUUUGAUUUACCUGGACUUAAUCUCCCUCUAAACUUCCGUCCGAAGGGGGGAAUAUUUCAGAAUGCCUUGGAUCAUGGCGAGAUUCAGGAUAUUGGAACGCAGAAAACGCUUUGGGAGAUCCGCAUGAUGCAGAUUAUGAAUAGCAUCACAGACAAACCUGAGUGGUAUGAAAAGGUCUUCAACGAAAGAAUCGUCAAGAAAUGGCGAGAGGAGCUCACUGCGAGCGAUGUAGACCUGACAUCUGGAAUGAUCGACUGGAUUUUUGAAGAACUCAAGUACAAGUCUAGUCCGUUCCAGCAGACCGGAAUGGUGACUGCAUUCGAUGCUGAUGUUGUCAAAUCUGACUCUGCCAUCCCUGAGGAGCUUCGUUUAGCGCUGAUGAGCGCAGUGCGGCCAUUGGAGGAGGUCCCGGAAGAGGAGAAAGAUUAUCACCCUUUCUCGGAUGAAAAGGUUGUUGAUCUUGUUCAUCCGUCUUUGUUUCCGCUCGUCUAUGGCCGGUCUAGGAUGCUAAAAGAUAAGAUUACCACGCUGGAGCGCUUUAUGGAAUACCCUGGGAAAGGGGAUGUUGUGCCCAUCCCGCCAGAAAAAGAGACCAGGGUGGAUGGGUUUCACAGACAGCUGCGAGAUACGCCAGGGAGGAAUCCAUUCAGCCAAAGGUUCCAGUGGCUUCCAUGCGAUGUCGAGCUUAACAAAGACAGCAAUGACUGCCGGAUUGUCUCGUACAUCAACAACCUUCAUCCCCACAAAAAUGGCGGGCUCUACGACAUCAUACAGCAGAUAAUCACCCGCACAAUCCCACUCUGGAAUGCAACCCUGACGCCUGUGUUGGACAGUCUAUACUUUUCCAACAAUCGAAUCGAGUACACCUAUGUCGACUGUUCGCGCGGAAACACCCCAGAGCCUACGCAGAAGAGAAUAUUCCACUCGGACGGUGGGUCGGAAACUGAUGAGAGCGAUCAAGAUGAUUUCUGGGACCGUCUUAGAGAUUGGGAGCAUUCACGUCCUGUGAGACCCCCUGGGAUUGGGGCGUUUAGGCCACUGAUUGGCGACGACAAAGAGAAGGUUGAUUUGCAGACUGCGUUCAAGGAUACAGGAUUGCAGGUUAUUGUUAAACUGGCGAAUAUCGAACUUACCCCGGAAAAGCCACACUAUGCUGGCGGGUCGUGGCAUGUGGAAGGACAGCUGAACGAACACAUCUGCGCAACCGCCAUCUACUACUACUCCAACGACAACAUCACCACCAACACUCUCUGCUUCCGCCAGCGCCUCAACACUACCUGUAUGGGCUCGCAGAUCGAUCUCGGUGGUGUAUCCUGUCCCCAAGGCCGUCUGCUCACCUUCCCCAACAUCCUCCAGCAUCGCGUGUCGCCUUUUCACCUGGCCGAUCCAACUAAACCUGGUCAUCGCAAAAUUCUGGCUUUAUUCUUGGUUGAUCCGCAUAUUCGAAUUACCUCUACGGCGAACGUGCCACCACAGAGAGAGGAUUGGUAUGAGGAGGCGAUCAAUGUGCGGCGGGAUGUGCUGGGGCCAAGGUUGCCACUGGAGCUCCAGAACAUGGUGACUGAGCAUUUGGGGGAUUUUCCCAUUUCUAUGGAAGAGGCGAAGGAGUUGCGGUUAGAGCUGAUGAAGGAGAGGUCGGCUGUCUCUGACGUUCGUAAUGAGUUGUUUUCCCAAGGCAGCUUUUCGCUGUGUGAGCAUUGA